This is a messenger RNA of Eremomyces bilateralis CBS 781.70, 786 nucleotides long. RefSeq lists its product as uncharacterized. Gene Ontology annotation, biological process: N-terminal protein amino acid methylation. Gene Ontology annotation, molecular function: N-terminal protein N-methyltransferase activity. The record is from RefSeq and is a predicted model, not a curated record. NCBI's taxonomy places the organism in Eukaryota, Fungi, Ascomycota, Dothideomycetes, Eremomycetales, Eremomycetaceae. The transcript is spliced from 2 exons. The coding region runs from base 1 to 786 and encodes 261 amino acids. Gene Ontology annotation, cellular component: cytoplasm.
AUGAAGCGCAAACGACAAGAAAACGUCGAUCACCAAAUCUCGAAGCCCAACGCGCUCGCCUAUUGGGCCAGCGUGAGCGCGGACGACGACGGCGUGCUCGGCGGGUUCCCCGAAGUGUCCCCCAUCGACAUCGCCGGAUCCCGCGCCUUUCUCACCGAAUUGAUGCUGGGCAAGCCACCCACAUCGAAUCAAGAAAUCGCGUCCAAUGACCCGGGCGACGAAAUUUUAUUCGACAGAGUCGUGGACUGCGGCGCCGGCAUUGGCCGCGUGACGCGCAACCUCCUCUCCCAGGUCGCGCGGACGGUGGAUAUCGUGGAGCCGGUGAAGGAAUUGACGGACGUCGUCACGGCGUCGGAUUCGUUCAAAGACUUGCGGGAUGCGGGGCGCAUCGGCGACGUCUUCAAUGUCGGUCUGCAGGACUGGGUGCCACCUGAAGGACGGAGGUACGACUUGGUCUGGACGCAAUGGUGCCUAGGCCAGCUGACGGAUAAAGAGGUGGUGCGGUACUUGAAGAAGCUCACCGGAUCGCAGGCGGGCGACGGGUACCUGACGCGGAACUCGGGGAAGGGGUGGCUGGUGGUCAAGGAGAACAUCAUUACGCCGCAGGCGGAUGGGAAGGAGCAGGAUCGGUUCGACAAGGUGGAUAGCAGCGUCACGCGGACGGAGGGGAAGUUUAACAAGCUCUUCCGGCAGGCGGGGCUGGAGGUGGUGCAGGAGGAGAAGCAGAGCGGUUUGCCGGAGGGACUGUUUCCAGUGAUGAUGUGGGCAUUGAUGCGAGUAUGGUGA